Messenger RNA from Trichobilharzia szidati, 550 nucleotides. The record is from the annotation of a GenBank genome assembly. NCBI's taxonomy places the organism in Eukaryota, Metazoa, Platyhelminthes, Trematoda, Strigeidida, Schistosomatidae.
CAUCUUUUCAACUACAGGCAUUUGGAACGGAUGAAGAUGUCAAAGCCAGCCAGCCAGUCAGAAUCGGAAAGGCAAGAUAUGCACGUGUUCAUCAACCUGAAACCAGUUUGGAAAUCUUCUGCACUAACUCAGCAUAAAGAACGAUAUUGGGAUUUUCAGCACAAAUGUCAUGUCAGUUCUUCUAUACAGGUCAGAAACUUGCACUGCGUAUCACGAAAAAGACUCCCAACAAGUUACAGACUCUUGUCAACAGUUGCCUUCACUGCCUUCAUCCUGAAGAUCAAAUGACCAGAAAGAAUUAUUACCAAGAAACUCUGGCAACAAACCAACCAGGAGCCGAUCGCUCAACAAAUAUGUGGGAGAAAGUGGAGAUGGAUCGGGAAACAUUGAGGAGGCGGCCGAAUGACAUCCCACGCCAGGCCAUUGCUUUAGUGGAAUCCAAAUGGGAAGCGACGAGUGGGUCGUUCCAGUGUGACAAGGAGAUCGUGUGAGGAAGAGAUGAGUUUCGUCAAUCGUGGACCCGGCUGAAGAGGACGGCAUAAUAGAGAAG